Messenger RNA from Coregonus sp. 'balchen', 1595 nucleotides. The record is from the annotation of a GenBank genome assembly. NCBI's taxonomy places the organism in Eukaryota, Metazoa, Chordata, Actinopteri, Salmoniformes, Salmonidae.
CCCUCUCUGGAGUAGCACACCCCAUCUCAGUGGGAAGCUCACCCAGUCUCCCCUUCCUUCCCUGGCAGGGAGCAGUUGUCAGCAUGGAGGAUACCACAGCCAUAGUCACCACAGACCAGUAAGUGUUAGGCCCUUAUCAGUAGAGAUCACCAUUGUUGGGUGUAAUGCGUCAUUCCAACAUGUUCUUAAGCCCUUUUACGGGUGUUAUGUUUAUUUAUUUUGCCCUAUGUGAGCCACAUUGCAAUACUGCUAAGCCUACAUUAAUUUCUACAUGUUAUAGUCCCCGUCUUUCUUCUUUAUCUCAGUUGUGCACCAGUCACCAAAGUGGCACAGCAGCAGGCCCCAGGUGAUGAGGAGGAUGAGGAAGCCGGGGGCUGGGACGUAGGAACAGAAAGCUGGAACCCACAGAGUGCAGGUAAACUCCCUGUGCUCACGCAGCCUGGGCUGGGGGUAACCACGACGACAGUGACCACCAUCACUCAGACGGGAGGGGACUGGAGCAGUAGCCUGUUCAACGUGUGUGGAGACAGGACCACAUGUGAGGCAGACACAGCUUUGGGCUUAUUUCACUGCAUUGUACACAUUCAAGUGUAAAAGUCACAGUUACCGGUUUGGGAUACUGAAAUAGUCAGAUGGUGGAUGGCUAUACUGCUAUCUUACAUAGUGAUGCUUACACUCUACCUAUGUUAAUUUAGGAAAUUCAAUGUUGCCCAAUGUUAAAGAGAGGAUACUUCAUAAAGAUUACAAUUCUCUUGCAUGAUACCAUAUCAAUCUACAAUACUCUGUAGGGCUGCUAAACAUGUAUUCAAAUUAGAAAAGUUUUCCGUAACCGACUGCUACUAUCUUGUGGAGAUUGCAUUGCACUAAACCUAGUAGAGUUUUCCUAAGCCCUGUAUCGCUCUCAUUUUCCCCAGGUCUCUUAGGGGCCUUUGUGCCCUGUUGCUUGGACCUGAGUCUGGCCCACCAGUACGGGGAGUGUCUGUGUCUGUGUCUGCUCCCUGGCUCCACAUUCACCAUGCGGGUGGGCAUCAGGGAGAGAUACAAGAUACGGGUGAGGAUUGUUACGCAAUAAUGACGAGGGUUAAUGGGUGUUAUUAGAAUCCAUUAACGACCUGCUGGUGUCAUGGGGACCAAAGCAGUGUUCUCUCACAGAGCAAUUCAGGAUCACUGUUUAUUUCAAGAGAUGUUGGUUGCACAUCAUGUACAACAAAUUAUUGUACAACGAAUGAUAUGUGUGUCACUGCUGCUCACAUUUACUUUCCUCCUGUCUACCCAACUGUGACUGUACACCAUAUUUUAUUCUGCAUGGCAUGCGGUGGGCGAUUUGUUUCUGAUUAGUUAUGGAAAGACUCAGUAAAUGACAGUGACACCACAUUUUGUUCUGCAGCCCAAAAAAGACCCCUGCCUGAGACCAGAUGUGAACUUCCCCUUGUUCUGUCUGUCUGUGUGUGUGUGUGUGCGCGCAGGGCAGCGUCUGUGAGCACUGGACUACGCUGUAUGGCUGUUACCCCCUGGCCAUCUGUCAGAUGAUCCGAGAGAUGAAGAGGAGGAUGAAGAACCAGAACUACCAGGUAUCCACUGCACUAGAGUGCUCC